AGGAGAGAGAGGAAAAAACGGCUCUCAGCAAAGCAACAAGAAGGAAGAGCAAUGGCGACACUGGAUCGCCAAAUACCAAGUGUGGAUACCUUCCUUUGCGAGCCUUGGUCUUCCUUCGUCAGUGCCGCUAAAUUACGUUUUGUUGACAACGCAGACUCGCCUUUGAAAAACAGCGACGACGAGCUUUGCUGCCUCGGUGAAGCUGUGAAGCUCAGCAAAGAAGGCAUGCUCAUCUCCAGCCGAUUUCCAGCUCUGGAGGAUUUUUCUCUCGUUGUCUGCCAUGUCUGCAAUCAGGUGGUCACUCCUCAGGGCAUCCUCGCACACUAUGGUAGCUGGGGUGUAGUUUCCCUGUGAGCCAGUCAGAGAGAGACAUACAGUCCCGGACCACACCCCCCUUCAUUCCCUCCCCACCCUUCUCCCACAAAGACAUGCAUAGCAAAAACCAGAAACGCCACGUCUCCCCCGUCUCCUCCCGGAGCGCCCUGGUUCCCAUGAAGCCCAAAGCUCCUGCUGUGGCCCCUGCUGUGGCUCCCAGUCCAGGAGACACGCUGGCCUUCAGGGUCCCUAAAGAUUACCCCCAUUCCCGCUUUAACAAGGCACCACUCGCCGUCUACCCACCAAAGGGAUCUCGGAACAAGACAUGUGUAUCCCUUCCAGUUGUAAGCCUGGAGAAAAUGCCAUGCCUCAACCGAGCCGACUCAGCAUCUCACGUGCGCCUCACUUCCUCCUCUCCCUCCCCUUCUCCUUCCGUCAACAAGCCCUCAUUCCACGCCCCCUCAUCCUCUCAGCGGUCCACUGAGAAGCUCCUGAAUGGCCGUGGCACUAGUGGGCCACCCACACCUCGCUCCACCACGUCUCCGUCCUCUUUGGAUGGGCGGCCCAGUCCGGCUCGCUCGCCCCUUGACAGACGGCCGUCAUCUACGCCUUCGUCUUCCCCACUGGACAGGAAACCCUCUCCGUCACCUUCCCCUGCACACCGGUCUGGCGCCCUGCCUUCAUCUUCAUUGUCGCCACUGGAGAAGAAGCACCAGAACGGGACAAAGGCUUCCUCCAAGUCACAUAGAAGACUCUCAGGGAGAGUGUUUGAUCCAAACAAGCACUGUGGUGUCCAGGAUCCAGAGACUAAACGGCCCUGCACGAGGUCUCUCACCUGCAAGACUCACUCCUUAACUCACCGCCGAGCUGUCCCAGGCCGGAGGAAACACUUUGAUAUCCUCCUGGCCGAACACAAGGGGCGGGCGAAGGAGAAGGAGGGAGCAAAAGUGAAGGAAAAAGACAAGGACACAUCGCAGGGAGGGAAGGAGGGCAGCAGUCAGAGUAGUCUGUCACAGGAGACCAGCAAGCCUCACUGCCCUAAUGGACGACCGCUGUCCACUCUGAAGCUACGGCUGGCCAACGCACACAUACCCAGGGUUCCUGGCUCCACCACCUCCACCUCCAGCCCUUUGCUCCCAGCACCCACCCCUGCCCAGGCUGCUAACCAAGAGCCGUUGCCCCACAGCUGGUUAACUGUAGCAGGAGACAGCAGUCGACUUUCCAGCGACGAGGGAGACACCGAGACUCCAGAGGAGUCUGAAAGGCUGGCUUAUCACUACGCCAAUCACCACCCACAGCCUUUAGGGUGUUGCGUGUUCAGCAGUAGGCUCAUGGGACGGGGCCACUAUGUGUUCGACAGGCGGUGGGACAGGAUGAGGCUGGCACUGCAAAACAUGGUGGAAAAACACCUGAACGCACAAAUGUGGAGGAAGGUGCCACUGGCUGCUGAGAGCCUCCUCUCCCUCUCCUCCUCCUCUGGUACCUCCCCCAUCACUUCACAGCAGACUCCCUCUCCCACCACUGCCAUUUCUCCUCUCCUCUCCUCCCCCUCCAACUGCCUCUCCUACACCGCCACGUUCCCUCAGUCAGCAUCCACGGCCGGAGUGUUCAGCAUUCGAGAUGCGCCGCAGCCCGUCGCCCCAGUUUCCGCGCUGGGUAAAGCACGUAACGGCAUGCAUAAAGCCAGCCGGCCAUCCAAAGACACGGAGGACUCUUUAGUGGGAUCCAAGAAGAGGAAAAACUCUUCAUUCUCCUCAUCCUCAUCAUCAUCCUUUUCUUCCUCUUCCUUGUUGACUGUGGAUAAUCACAAGAGGAACGGCAGCAGCUAUCAUCCGACGUUACAGGGCACAGGGGGAACGGCAGCACAUGCCGUUAGGAAAAAGGGACUUGAGCGUGGGGGAAGUGGGAUUUGGAGCAGCGGAGAGGACUGGCUGUUGAAAGCUGAGGGGUCACAAAGCCACAACUCACAGAACAGUCGUGAACUUGGCACGACCAGUAUACCCUACUCACCCAGCAGGGAGCCUUCUUCUACCCCCCAUCAGCCUCUGGCUCCCCCAUCCGGACCCUUGGCAUACGUAGGAGGAGCUGAGGGAAGAAAGAGGAGGAGUCCCAGCUCAUACAGGGGGAAGGCGAGCAAGCUGAGCAGGCCGGGAGGGUUGGAGAGCCUCUUUGGGAACGGGAGUGAAAGAGGAGGGAUACUGGCUUCAGGGCCUGAGUCACCCAGACAGGCCAAGUUGCAUCACUGACAGAAACCUGUUCCAUGGACUGAAUGUUGGGCAGCUGCACAGGCCACCACCGUUAGUGACCUUCCAUCUCACCACUCUUCCACUGACAGCACCAAUCAGACUGCUUCAUCUCCACGAUGUCACCCCUAUUUUACCCAAUGACAGUUCAGUUCACCCGCUGUGACAUUGGGGCUCUCUUUGCCCACAGUUGGCUGGCCGUCUCUUCCACUCUUCACCUCUUGUUAUCGAGCGUUUCAAAGGAACAGAGUCAGUGGAGUCCAAAAACUCAUCCUCAGAGAAGGGAAUAUUCUUCACAGGGUUUCCAAGGCAUUUGAAUAACACCACCACUGUACACCUUUAUGGGGAGACGAUAAUUCAAAGCAACCAGAGUUUGUUUUCUGGUUGUUUUGAGCGUUUUCCUGCCUCUUCUGUCCCGCCACAAGGAAAGCGAUUGUUUUUGGGAGUUAGACAGUUGAAGAACCGACUGACACAACUACUGUAGGACUCCUACUAGCCUUCAGCUACGCCUCCUUAACUUCCUUACCUCUCCCUCUGCCUUCUUUUCUAUCUUUCUCUCAGAUUUUCCAAUUCCUGAAAGACAAAAUAGCAGCAGCUUUGGCUGCAUUUUAUCCCGCUUUUUCUUGUAUUUCCCAGUUUCUCUCUGUCUUUUUUACAAUUCUCUGUCUGUCCUUUCUUCCCUCCUCUUUCUCCCUGCAUGCUUGUGUUCAAAGUGCACUUACUGUCCCCCCCUUACGUCCCCCUCUUCAGCGACUCCAGAGCAGUCUCCAGCAGUGCCACACGAGGACACGCUCACACAAGGGAAGAAUAAAAACGUUUCCGAAGAUGCCGUGUCAAUGCAUUGUAUUUCAGUAUAGGAAGAAGUCUGAUUUUUUUUUUUUUUUUUUUAAUGUUGCAAGAAACACAAACUCUCGUCCGUGUGUCAGGACUUGCAUCCAAAAAGGAAAUUAUUACUUCGGUGUUGGAUCUCUUUUUGUAUAAUAAUUUAUCGUUCUUUAAUGAUGUUUUCUAACUGACCAUUGAGGUUGAGAGACUUUUAUGGGCAAAAAAAUAAUUUCUACGGCAUUUUGAAGAAAUGUUGAAAGUAUUAUGAUAGUUCAUAUUGUUGAAAUUGUGUACAUAUCUGUUAUUAUUUUUGUAUUUAUUAUUAAUUGUCCCCUUUUACUUAUUGUGAGCUAAAGAGGGUGAGAGUUUUUGCCUUCCUACUUUGAUCUGUGUUUGAUGAUGUUAAUUGGCAUGGUUUCACAAAAUCUUCAAGAAUUUGUUCAUUUGUGAGCACUUUUAUCAUACGCAAAGAUGGCCCAUAAUCAAGCUUCAACUACGAACCAUUAUAAACAAGGAAAAAACUACCAGUACUCUUUUAAUAACUGCUCUCAGAGACAUCUAGCUUAUCAAGUCUAAUGAAAAAAAAUCUGAUAUUAAAACAGAGGUUUUGUGAGCUCAGCUGCAUCUAACAUGCCUGUGUCCCACUUUAGCAGCACAAGGUAUGCAAUAAAUCAUCAUGUUUUACACUAACAGGUUAUUUCUUGAUCUUUUAAAGUCAUCUUACCACAAUCGUUUAGUUGUUCUUGCAGGACUGUCUUUUCAAAAGCAUUUUUUUUGCACUUUCUACAGCAUUUUUUUAAAGACUGAAUAAUGUAAUUUUCCCAUAUAUACCAGUUACUAAAAGCUGCAGUCUUCAGAGUCCCUUAUAUUUCAGCUUUUCAGAUUUUUCCUGUCUUCCAAAUUCUGUUUUUCUUAACACAUAACACAGCAGUUCUUCUUGAAAGUACGUACUUUGUACUCAGUAUGCAAACAUUUGGGACUAAAACUUUGUCACAUCAUGACUAGGACACUUUUGCUCUUAAUGUAUGCAAUAUGCAGCUAAAAUGUCAAUUUUAAAUAAAAAGAUUUAAAAAAAAAAAAACUUUCUGAAUUGGCAAGAGUAGCACAGAGAAGACACCUCCUGUGGACAAGUGUUGCAAAUUAGCAUUUUGUUUUAAACACCAGUGUCAGUGUUACUUUUGAUGACUAAAAAUGUUAGUUGACAACCUUUUUUCCAUGAUGAAGAAGAGACUAAGACUAAAACAAUAAAGUAAUGACUAAAACUCUGACAAACAUUAAGUUAAGUUUUCAUUUUAGUUUAGUUUUUGUUGGACAUCCAAAAUCCAGGAUGUUACCCCUUCCAAUGUGGGUAAAUCAGUCAAAACUCAAUGCAUCUUGCUCUUCUACAUUUCAGCCUUAGAAUGCAGGGAUACCAAGUAAAUCAGGGUUCAUAUAACACAAAAAUAUUAGUUGGCAUCAGAAUCAGACCAGUGUUCAUUUUGUCAACUAGAGCCAUCAUUAAAACUAUGAGGUUAAAACUACUUCUACUACUAUAAGGUUAAAAAUGACUGAAAUGUGAAAACUGAAAGCAAUUAAAUAUAAAGACUAAAUCUAAGACUAGAUAAAUGUUUUGACUAAAUUGUGAGGACUUUAUGGAGUAAAACUGGACUGAAAUGUUUUAAAGUUUUCAUUGCCUCCAAUUAUGAAGGGUAGAAAUGACUAAAACAUGACUAAAAGUAAACAACAUUUUAUCCUGAAGACUAAAAUGAGAAAACAUUUUAAAGUUACUGUCAAAAUUAACACUGCUGCAGAUGUUAAAUGUCACAGCAUUAGUAGCCUCAUUCACCUGAAAUUUGUUUCUCAAACUUCUUUUCAAGGGAUAUUCUGUCAUUCAUCAAAUUUUCUUGUCUUUGACUUGUUCUGAGCUAAGAACAAAAUCUAAGAAUACUUGAGAGUGCUGUAACACACAUCUGAUUGCUGAUAUGACAGGAUAAAAUUAUUACCUUUACACUAAUCAGCCCUCAAAUAUGCUAAAGCAAGAGACACAAAACCUAUUUUAAGUUUUUUUACUGUAUUUUUUAAUCAAAUAAGCACUUUUAUAUUAUAUGAUACGCACAAAUGCAUAACAAAAAUAUGAUUUAAAACUAAAUUAACCAUGCAAGACUUGAUCUGAACUGAAAAAUGUUAAAUUAUGGAUACAUAUUAAGCAUUUGGAUAGGAUUUUUUUUUUAUUUAAAACUUAUUUAAAACAAUAAAAAUGUACCUUCAUGUUUAAAUGAGGUUCCAUCAUUUAACAGCUUUCAUUUUUGGAGAAAAAAAGAUUUCAAUCAAAUCAUAUGACUCUCCUAUCCCCAGUUUACCAUUUUCUUUUUUUAAUGUAAUCUAAAACUUAUCUUUUUCCUAUUACAGCAUGAUGCACGGUGUUUUUCAUGACGGCACAAUUUUAACAAGUGAUAUUAUCCAACUUAUGUAUUUAAGCAUUUAUUUGAUAACCUCUACUGGCGCUAAAUAUAGAAUUAAAUAACCUUUUUUUGUUUCCUUUUUUGGUUUCCUUUUAGAACAACACUACAUCCACUUUGGAACUAUUAAAGUAUUUCUUAUUACAGGAGUCAUAUUGAUGUCUUGCUACUUCUGUGUUUGCAGACAGCCCUGCAGUCCCUUGCCCUUAUAUGGGCAUGAAAGGGUUGUUUCUCUGUUAAUUAAGUCAAAUGUGCACAUGGCGUUCAGCGAUUUAAGAGCUCAGGUGUGAACAGCAAUUUAAGAAUGUCAUGACUCCGAUGCAAGUUUCCUUGAAAUUUUCUUCACAAAUGUAAGAAAAAUCUUCUGAAAUAAUGUAAAAUCUGCUUCUGGUCUUCCAAUAUUUUAUCUGUAACGUAUCAGACUUAAAGCUCCUAUAAGGAUUUUUGUAGCUCAUCAUGAAACUAACUGAAAUAAGCAAUGGGAACUCUGUAGGAGCACGAGAGAAGACCAUUAGCAACAAUACUGAUAAUUUUUUUCUAGUUUUUUCGAAUGCUUGAAACUGCUGGCAGGGGGUAGGUAUCAGACAGCAUCUUGAUAGUUGAAAGAUUUGACUGUAAAAAAAAAUUGGGGGAAAAAAAACUCUCUUUUCCAUGUCAGGAAAUUAAAUAAUCCGCCUUGUCCACAGGGGGCGCCAAAAUUAGCGGAACCAAAAGUUCCUCAUGGGCACUUUAACAUGUAGUGGUCCAAAAUAGCAUUUACAUUCAUAUUUCAAUGCUCUAAUCACGUCAUUUAUCGAACACUAAUGAAACAAAUCUGAAGAAUGUUGUGAAACCAUGCCUGAGUUUGUAUUCUCAUAUAAAGGGCCCCACAUUCCUGUUUGCCUGUGGUUCCUCCCUUUUUUCAUACUUCCUCUAGCUAUAUUUUCAGAACUCUCUAUCUUCCAGGGCGGAUUGCUCUAAUUUCUGCUGUGUGUGUAAAGCAAUCCAGGUUGAAAUGCCUUCAGUUACUUCUUAGCUGCACCACUCAAGUAGCAGUGGUUGUAAUGUAUUCACAUAGUACAUUUUAAAUGAGUUAAUUAUAAGGAGGAGACAUCGUUUGGUAAAUAUCAAGAUUAAAGCUUUACAUGUGGUGGCGUUAUAUCUAGCGAAAGAAGACUGUUAAAUUCAUGAAACAUGAGUGUUUUAUUGCUCGUAUUUAAAAAAAUAUGAUAAAAACCUUUAAUAAGAAUUACUCUUGCUGAUAAAGCUGAAGUAACUGAAAGCAUUUUUACUUCUGGAUUGCAACGUGGAGCCUAAGCGACGCUCCGAUCUGGUACUUUGCCAAGUGCUCUACUUAAAAUAACUAAAGAUUUGGUUGUUUUUCGUAUCUCUAAAGCGUCAAAGCACUAUCGAUGAAUGAAUUGUACAUAACCAGAUGUAUUUGUGUCGUGCUUUCUCCCCCAAAGUGCUUCCCAUGAUGACACUUUAUUCAUCGGAUCGUCUCAUAGCUCUUAGAUCAGUUUAGUAAUACCGGCUCUACGGUCGUUUUUACUGUAGAUACAUAUGGUUUAUGAUCAGUUAGGAUGCCUACAAUAUAUAAACACGUUUUUUUUUCUUCUGUUUAACACAAGAUACCAAGAGAUGUAGUAUGUUUUAAAAGGAUGGUUUAGAUGUGAAUUUAUGCUCAAUAAUUUUUUGUCUUCGGAUCAAAGAUCUUGGCAUGAAGAUGCCAUCCUGAUGUAUUUUUUUGCAGUUGGAAACAGAAAGUUACAGUUUAUUGCAGCUAAAAUUUAAGAUGAAGCUCAUGGAUGUUUGAUUUCAGAGCACUUUGUACAGUUUAUUAUUUGCUGUUGAAUUUUAUGGAGGUAUUAACAUUUUUUAAAAUUGCCCCUCUUUCCUUUUUUUUGCACUUUGUCAUAAUGCCCCAAAUCUUUAAUCAAUCUCUAUUUAUAUAAAUAUUUGAAAAAAGUCUUUAUCUACAGUAUAUAUUUGUAAAAGUGUUUCUUGCAUCUACAGGUGAAGAAGAAGAGUUUAUUCUUUUGGCCCUGAACACAGCGCUGUUGUUGUUUGUUGUAUCUGAUCCAGACUGAAGUGAACGUUGAAUGUUGGAAAAUUUGCCUUGUAAGAGUCGGAGUUUGUUCCAUCUCACUGCAGCUGGAUCAGAAAAUCCCAUCAGAGCAUUUGCUGUAAAAAGAGAAUGGUCUUAUAUUCAAGCUUUUAUUAAAUGAUUGAAAGUGGAUGUUGUGUUAUUUGUAAAACAAACAAGCCUAUUUUGAAUGGAUGCUCAUGAUGGA
Molecule: messenger RNA, 8094 nt
Organism: Cheilinus undulatus (humphead wrasse)
Lineage: Eukaryota; Metazoa; Chordata; Actinopteri; Labriformes; Labridae
Gene: atxn7l1
Product: ataxin 7-like 1
Exons: 13
Coding region: 429-2561 (710 amino acids)
Source: RefSeq, a predicted model, not a curated record